AUAACCAAGGUUACCAAUUCCACUCAUUCUUCUUCCUCAACAUCUUCUUCUGCAAAACUCAAUCCCUCUGCCGUUGAUCUUUGGCCUGGCGGUUGAAUUCAAAGACUCCUCACUCUGUCUCAACCCAUCGCAAUUCUACACGCUGUUUCGGAGAGUUUUAAGUGUGCGGUGGUCGUGCCACCGUAUCAGUGAGAGUAUGGCAGCUAGAGUUGUCCCCAGUGCAAAUACUAUUCUUGAAGUUCUGAACCUAUACAACUAUGAAGAUUGGAGUACUCGGGUCAAAACCUACUUAAUUGCUGAGGGUCUUUGGGACAUCGUUGUCGAAGCGAAAGUUGAAACCCCCAGGGAAAAUCUUGUCGAAGACACGGCUGAAACUCCCACAACUGAAACUGAAAAAUGGACAAUGAAGAACGCCAAGGCUCUUCAUGCAAUCCAAAACUCUUGUAGGGCUGAUGUUUUCGGUUUUAUCCGUGACAUUGAGACGGCCAAGAAUGCGUGGGAGACUUUAGCAAAACGGUUGAAGCCGAAAAACACAGAUAUCGAGGGCAUGGCAGCCACACUAUUCCCUAGAGUAAUGAUUAAUUUUAAAGCUCUUAACCAAGACAACUUUGAACACUGGAGCUUUUGGGUGAAAACAUACUUGCUAAAUGAAGAUUUGUGGGACGUUGUCAAAGGCACAAGUGAACCUCCAAAACAAAAAAACGGGGAAGGGGAAGAGGAAAGCAUGGCUUGGCGGAAAAAUAAUGCCAGGGCCUUGCAUGUUAUCACCAUAUUUUGCGGGGAGGAUGCUAAGUCCUCUAUUAGUGGCAUUGAGAGGGCGAAAGAUGCCUGGAAUACUUUGGCAGAAAAGUUCGAGCCUCCUGAAAUUUUAGUAACUCCAGAAAAGAACUCUGAAGUUGACUCGAAUGACAACACCGGCCCAAAUGAUGGUAACGCUAACUUGGAAAUAGAACGGGUUGAAGGAUGUAAGAGGAAGACCUAUGACCAGCUCUUCAAUUACGUGCGGCACGGGAAGUGUGAGGCUGUAAAGGAGAAUAUUGAAAAACAUCCAGAGGCAGUAAGAGUUCGAGAUAGGAGCUGGGGCACGAGUAUGACACUUUUUCAAACAGCAGUCUGGUAUAGGCACGUGCCAUGUGUUAAAGCGUUGCUACCGUUUAUGGAAAAUGAAGAUUGGGAAAUAGUAGACCAAGAUGGACAUACUGCUCUCUCUCUAGCUAUACAAAACACGGAUACGGAUGAUGCGCGUGAAAUCGUCCAGUGCAUAGUUCAGAGGAACAAGGAACUACUCCUUCGUGUUGUCGAUCCUUCAGCCAAUACUAUUCCACUCCUGCAUGCUCUAAGUUUGGACAAACCAAAAAUGGCUCGUGAUCUCUUUUCUGUUACUCUACUCGAAAAGCUGAAGUUUAGGGAUCUCGCUGAGCUUGUUUCCACGGGUUUGCGAUUGAAACAUUUAGAUAUUCCGUGGGCCUUACUACUGUGUUAUCCAAUGUUGGCCGUUACUAAAGACCACUCCGGUGAAUCCCCUUUGAAUGAAUUGGCUGGUACGGGUGCUGGAUUAUUCUCGAAUGCUAGCCAGCUCGGAAUAUGGAAACGAUGCAUUUAUAGCUGUACACACAUACCACCUAGACCUACUGAUGUCGUUUCUAUAGAUGUUCAAAACGAAGAGAAAGAUCAAAGCAAUUGGAAGCAUCUCGUUCGCAAAGGAAUCGAGGGUAUCCAUGUCCAGACCAUCGACAUUCUGAAACUCAUGAGUCCGGUGUUAAAGAAAGAUAAUCUUAACUACGUGCAGCAUAAAUUUGUCAAAAAAGCAAUCUUCCAAGCAGUAGAACGAGGACAUGCUCCAUUCAUCGAACAAAUAUUAUGGGAUAACUUGGAUGGUCGAAGCUGGUUCUUUACUAUCACUAAUCAACAUGACAAGACCGUAUUUCAAGUUGCUGCUGAGCAUCGUCAAAACAAAAUAUUUGACUUGAUAUAUUUGUUUAAUGAUAAAGAUCAAAGAAAAGAAAUUGUAGGCAGAAAAGAUAAGUUUGGGAAUAACAUGCUGCAUGUGUUAGGAAAGUUGCCCCCAUUAACAAAGAUUGCUCAUAUUCGAGGUGCAGCUUUGCAAAUGCAGAAAGAACUCCAAUGGUUCAAGGAGGUGGAGCGCAUGGCAAAUCCAAAGGAUCUUAAUUGUAUAAAUUCUGAUGGUCGCACACCCCGUGAGGAAUUUACUAUGAACCACAGAAAUUUGGUGGAGGCAGGAGAAAAGUCAAUGAAAGAAACUGCAAUUUCUUCUUCGGCACUUGUAGCUGCUCUUAUCAUCACUAUUAUGUUCGCUGCAACUGUAACAGUUCCUGGUGGAAUUAAGGGGGAAACAGGUAUUCCCAUAUACUUACACACCAAGGCAUUUAGAAUUUUUAUAGUUGCAGAUGUUAUAUCACUCUGCUCUUCCACAACUUCAGUAAUGAUAUUUUUGGGGAUCCUCACAUCACGUUUUGCUGAAGAAGAUUUUCUCACAUCCUUACCCACGAAAUUGAUAAUUGGCUUUCUUACCCUUUUUCUAUCUGUCGGUGCCAUGAUGGUUGCCUUUUCUUCUGCCAUUUUCAUUAUGCUCCCUGAAAAACCAUCUAUUGUUCUUCCAUCUAUUGUACUCGCUAGUGUUCCAAUUGUCUCAUUCCUAUGCAUGCAAUUUCUGUUCCUUCGUGAGAUCAUUAUUUCUACUUAUGGAUUCAAAGUAAGAAGGAUAUAUAGAUUAAUAAGGUCGUAUAACAAAUUCUAA
This is a messenger RNA of Rosa rugosa (rugosa rose), 2758 nucleotides long. RefSeq lists its product as uncharacterized. The record is from RefSeq and is a predicted model, not a curated record. NCBI's taxonomy places the organism in Eukaryota, Viridiplantae, Streptophyta, Magnoliopsida, Rosales, Rosaceae. The transcript has 9 exons. The coding region runs from base 197 to 2758 and encodes 853 amino acids. Gene Ontology annotation, molecular function: protein binding.